ACGCCCAUCUCCUUUAAUACCCAGAAUGCAGCACCAGUGAUGUACACAGUGAAACAACAAAGAUGGCUAUCUCGCGGAUGUCCCCGAUAGGUUUCUGUUUUUUGUUUGUUUUAUUUGUUUCGAUAGAAGCUUCUCCGCGACAGUUGGACAAGGAGAGUAUCCUGAUAAACGUGACAGCAGUUGGUGACACACAACAGGAGACGCACAAUCUUCAGAUCAAUUUCAACAUCUCUGUGGUUGGAGAACACAUAUUUGUUAAUGACAUCCCUGUGAAGUUAUCAGGAGUUACAAGGUUAACCUGUCAAGCCUUGCUUUUGCACAGCAAUGGAGGCAGUGGGUCUGAACAUGGCGUCUACGUCAGCACUGUGGUCAGGGUGAUGGUGCGCCAGUGGCCUCUCGAGAAUUAUCCCGUGGUGGAGCUGCUGGUCUUUAAUGAGGAAGUCAUCGAGGUGGAAGGGAGGAAGGUCCAGCAGCCUGACAUGUAUGAAGUCAAAAUACUGAUGAACGAAAACCUCCAGAAACUAAGACAGUCCACAUAUUCCUACCCCAUAUCCGAGAGCAUGCUCUUCCAUAUUCCCAGAGAAAAUGAUGUGGUUGUUACAGACCCCAACCUCCCAACAAAAGUUGAAGAUCAAGACAUCUUCCACACAACCAGUCACUCCCCCCUCAAACAAGCCGAGACCACGCAGGAGGAGACCGCCGCCCCCGGCAAGCUCCCAGAGACCCCCCUGCGCAUGGACCCCAUGUACGAGGAGGACACAACCGCCGAGGAGGAGGGGCUCCCAGACAAACUGCUGCCGGAGACCCCGCUCCGAUCAGAGUCUAUGUCCUCUUACAGCGCCAUGUGCCAGUGGGUCGAGCAGCUGAGGGACCGCCUGCGGAGAUUUUGGACCGAAUCCCUGCCCCUCUUCUUCCUGAUCAUGUGGGUGGUGGUCGUCGGGGUCGUGGGGUCGGCGGUCAUCGUCAAGAUCCUGGACGUGUUCUUCCCGUCCUGUGAACACAAGGGAAUCCUAACUCUAAAUCCAGUGACCCUAAUGCCAGAAGAUGAGAAACACUGUCUGCUGGAGAACAUGGAGACAGAGCCUGAGGAGAAGAUGCCUUGAGUUGAAGGUCUUGGUCUUGGGAUUCAGCGGAUUGUCGUUACCUUGGGGGCCAGAGGCAUUCGUGUGGUCAGGGAACCCAACUAUCUUCUCUGUGUAGCACUUUCAUACAUAACUAUAUAGUGGUGACGCCUUUUCUUUUAUCAAAAAAAGAUAAUCCACCCCCAGAACAUGCAACAAAACAAGAUGGUCAACAUUUUCAGAUGGUCAGUAUUAAGCAUCUUUAUGAAGAUCCCUGACUAUCUUUGUGUAUUAAAUUGUUCUGUGACUUCACUGCGCCUUCAUGAUUACCGUUUUCUAUAGUGAAGGCUUAAUCUCAUGUACACAAAGAUCUGAAGUCUUUUGAUUGGUUGAUCUGCUGAGUGAAGUGAUUUUAUUCAUGGAAUUCUUUUUAGGCUAUCGAUCAGUUUUCUUUACAUUCGGUUACAUAUGCGUUGUUUGACCAUUUUUUGCAGAUUUCACCUUAAAGGUGUGCACGUGUGACUUAAAAUAAGGAAGCAAGGAUUGCAGACAGCAUGCCUUGGGAAAAGACUAGGUUUAACAAUGCAAUUGUGCAAUGAACACAAGUUGUCCUAGAGCUAAACUGAAUGCGUCAUUUUAAUUUCUGAAAACACGUGUUACUUGUUUAGCACUUUUGUUAAUAAAAUAGCCCCGAAAGGCACAGCCCUGGCAAGUUAACAUUAAAAUAACUCUGACAGUUCAUUUAGUCAGAUUCGAGUAGCACUGAAAACGAGGUGAGAGACACCAGCUCGGUCUGAAGAUUGUUCCCUUUGGAGAUUUGUUUUGUCAUUUUCCCCCCUUUUAAAGUCAAAUGUAGUUAAGUACAAGAGUUGCUUUGGAAUGUGAUUCACGACACUUGAUGCUUAUUGUUCGUAUUGACGUCGAAAUCAGUUGCAAUUUGCACAGUACUAGCCUCAGUCAUGCUGGUGAAAGCUGCCUGUUGAAUAUGCCUGUACACCCAAAAAGGUAAAUUAAAAGUAAAUGGGGGAGGGUGGGCUGUCAGGCCAAGUGGAAACAUUCAGUCCUUAAAUGGUGCUUCUGUGGUGCCUUCUUGGCUUUCCGAUCUCAUGGCUUUGUUGUUUGCGGCGCUUGAAGCAUGGAAGCAUGACUUUGUGCUAUUCCCCCCCCCCCCCCCCCCCCCCCCC
Anguilla anguilla (European eel) is the source of this 2245-nucleotide messenger RNA. RefSeq names its product glycoprotein integral membrane 1 (gene ginm1). Bases 63 to 1103 code for a protein of 346 amino acids. The transcript has 8 exons. The record is from RefSeq and is a predicted model, not a curated record. Lineage: Eukaryota; Metazoa; Chordata; Actinopteri; Anguilliformes; Anguillidae.